Messenger RNA from Saitoella complicata NRRL Y-17804, 4326 nucleotides. Its product is annotated as AAA-domain-containing protein. The transcript has 2 exons. Gene Ontology annotation, cellular component: nucleus. Lineage: Eukaryota; Fungi; Ascomycota; Saitoellomycetes; Saitoellales; Saitoellaceae. Gene Ontology annotation, molecular function: chromatin binding; ATP hydrolysis activity; ATP binding. The record is from RefSeq and is a predicted model, not a curated record. The coding region runs from base 1 to 4326 and encodes 1441 amino acids. Gene Ontology annotation, biological process: positive regulation of transcription by RNA polymerase II.
AUGCCGCUGAGAAUCGGUUCGGACGACGACGACGACGAGUCACCUACCAGUCAACGCACAACGAGAUCGAGUGGGCGGUUUGAAACGUUGAAGCGGAAACGUGAUGAUGUUUCGCCUGAUGAUAAUGGCCAACGGGAGGCCGCGGGACAUGCCCUUCGACGACGGGUGUCCCAGCCACGAUAUGUUGAGGACGAUGACGAUUUCUCGGAGCAAGUCAUAGACACGGAAACGGAGCCGGAGGUUCAGCCGCGAAAGGCACCACUGGUGUUACAGGUACCACGCCUGAACGAGAUAUAUCCGACACGGACCACCGCUGAUGAUGACCAAUAUCAGAGUGCGGAGCAACAACAACAAGAAGAAGGACUAGAAGAAGACGCAGUCGGUGAACCAGAAGACGACGAGGAUGAUAUUGAUGAUGUUCCAUCUCCAGAUGGUCCCGAAGAUCCCGCCGAUGGCGAAUACGAAGAAGACUCCGAACCCAUCGGCGGUCGCCGUCCCACCCGCGGCGGUAAAGCACCCCGUAAAGCAAUUGGCCGUCGCCAUUCCGUUUCUCAAGACUACAAAUCCCACAACCACCGCUCCCGUCGCGACAGAAACACCUCGCGCGGCCGAUCCCAGCAGAAUUGGGGCGACGAGGAAUCAGAUUACAAAGCAAACAGCGGGGACGACGACGACGAAGCCCUGGACUCCGACGAACUCGUCGAAGAACGCGAGAAUAAUGGUAUGAACGACUUUGUCGUACAAGACUCCGAGGACGAACACCGUCGGCGCUCAGCGCGGCGUCGAGCCCUCACCCGAGCUGCGCAAGCUCCUCCACCCCGUGCGACUCGUCGCUCGACCCGGCAACACCACCGCUCCAGCAGCCCUGGCACCGAACCCGACCUCGACGACGACGACGACGAAAUCCGGAACGAGGCCCGGGAGUUACGAGGGACCCCGUCCCCUGCUAGAAAACCAACCCUCCGCCAACGUGACACGCGUCCAAACUACCACAUCCCUCCCCCCACCGAUCCCAUUUACGACGCCGACGAUCUUCUAGAGUUAGGUCCCGCGCCGAGGAUGAGAGGGAGUCCGAAGAGGAGGACGACACAGGGGGUUGUGCAGCAGAGGAGGACGCUAUAUCCCAAGAUUCCGUGGACGGGGGAGAACUUUACGAGGUUGAUUGAUGAGGUGGGACAAGGCAAGGGUGGGGGUGAUGAUUCGUCAAGUGAUUCGGAUGAUGAGGCGAAAGGUGGGGGAAUGAGGAGGCCGUCCUACGCUGCGUUGGGGCAGAUUGCGCCUGGUGCCAAACAGGGCCAUAGUGCGGAUCAUACCGGUGGGCCUGCGAAUUUGGGGAAGAUUACGAGUGGAAAGAGUAAUUUGGCGGACGCGGACCCAUUGGGUGUUGAUAUGAAUGUUAAUUUCGAGAGUGUGGGUGGAAUGGAAGAGGAGAUUCGGAGGUUGAAUGAGAUGGUGAUGUUACCACUCAUGUACCCCGAAAUCUUCCAACGUUUUGGCACGACCCCGCCGCGGGGUGUCUUAUUCCAUGGACCGCCUGGUACGGGUAAGACGCUUAUGGCGAGAGCGUUGGCGUCGAGUUGUUCGACUGCGGAGAGGCCGAUUACGUUUUAUAUGCGGAAGGGUGCGGAUUGUUUGUCAAAGUGGGUUGGUGAGGCCGAAAGACAAUUGCGAUUGUUGUUUGAGGAGGCGAGAGCGAACCAGCCUGCUAUCAUCUUCUUUGAUGAGAUUGACGGGUUGGCGCCAGUGCGGUCGAGUAAGCAGGAACAGAUUCAUGCUUCGAUUGUCUCUACCAUGUUGGCGUUGAUGGAUGGUAUGGAUGGACGUGGACAGGUUAUUGUUAUUGGUGCCACCAACCGGCCUGAUGCUGUUGAUCCCGCUCUUCGUCGUCCCGGGCGUUUCGAUCGCGAGUUCUAUUUCCCUCUGCCGGGGCCGAAGGCGAGGAGGAGUAUUAUUGAUAUUCAUACGAGGGGGUGGGAACCACCUCUUCCGGAUUCGUUCAAGGAGCAUAUGGCGUAUAUGACGAAAGGGUAUGGUGGUGCUGAUUUGCGGGCGUUGUGUACUGAAUCUGCGCUCAUCGCCGUUCAACGACGCUUUCCGCAGAUUUAUACUAGUAAGGACAAGUUGCUGCUCGACCCUGCCAAGAUCGAAGUCAAACCGAGGGAUUUCAUGCUGGCCAUGAAGAAGAUUAUCCCGAGUUCUGAGCGUUCGAGUUCGAGUGGAGCAGCGCCUUUACCGGCUCAUAUCGCCCCGUUGUUGGAGGGUACGUUGCAGGGCAUUAACAAAAUUUUGGAAGGAGUGUUGCCGGAGAUGAAUAAGGCGAGUGUGUUGGAUGAUGCGAUGUAUGAGCAGGAUGAUGACGAUGACGACGACCCCACCGGUGGGUUCGCCCGAGAAAAUAUGUUGAGGAGGUUCGAGUCUGCGAGGGUUUUCCGGCCGAGGUUGUUGGUGCAUGGUGAGAAGGGGAUGGGACAGCAGUAUAUUGCGGCUGCUAUUUUGCAUCAUUUUGAGGGGUUCCAUGUCCAGUCUUUCGAUCUGGCGACUUUGCUGAGUGAUUCGACACGGAGCCCUGAAGCGGCUGUAGUUCAGCUCUUCAUUGAGGUUAAGAGGCAUAAGCCGAGUGUGGUUUAUAUCCCUAAUGUGGACGUAUGGUAUGACACCGUUUCUGAAGCUGUGAGGAUGACCUUUGCGGGGUUGUUGAGGGAUUUGAAACCCAGUGAUCCUGUGCUGUUCUUGGGUAUCACGGAGACGCCAGCUGAGCAUCUUGAUCCUGGACUGAAGUCUUGGUUCCAGAGCACCAAGCAGUCGCAGAUCCAGUUGCUUCCUCCGCGUGAGGACGCACGCCGGGCGUACUUCCAGGUGACCAUUGACCUCAUCAAGAAGUCGCCGAAGGAGCUCCCUGGUGGCAGAGAACGCAGGAAGAGAGUCCUCGAGGUUCUCCCCAAAGCGCCGCCACCGGCGCCAAAGAUCAUGUCAAAGAAGGAGGUCAAGGAGCUUGAAAUCAAGGACAGGCAACUCAAGAAUGCCUUGAAGAUCAAGUUGAGUGUCUUGAUGGAGCAGUUGAAAGGCAGGUAUAAGCGAUUCAAGAAGCCGACGAUCGACGAUGAUGAGAUCACGUAUUACGAAAGUGAGGAACAAGUCGAAGCGGCGAAGACUGCUUUCCCUGUCGUGCACUUCCUACAGCUUUCUGACGGAAUGAUUUUCGAGACGUCCAAUAAGAAGAAGUACUUCAACAUGGAUCUUGACACCAUUGAGCAGCGUCUGUGGGCCGGCUACUACCUCACGCCGAACCACUAUCUCAAUGAUAUCGAGACUAUCCAACUUGAUGCUCUAACCGAAGCCCGUGAGGUCGCUGGUUUCCCGAUCUCCGCUUCAGUUGCUACGGAAUAUCGUGAACGCGUGAUGAAGGCGCAGGAGAUGUACACGAAUGCGCAGAUGUGGUUCGAGGAGCAUCCUAUGCCGCAGCACUUCAUCGACGAGCUCUUCCGUAUGGCAGAACGCGAGAUGAAGAGGCGAGAAGAGACUGAAAAACAGCAGAGGAAAGCGGCUGAUGACGCUGAGAAGCAGGCUGCGGAAGCUGCUAGGCUUGCUGCCGAAGAGGCGGCGCGUAAUGCUCCUGUUCUUGCUAUCCAUGAGGCCCAGGUCGAUGAUGCUGUUGUUAUGGACGGAACGCUUCCUUCUUUGCAGCUUGCGAAGUAUAACUUUGCGGGUCAAGGUGGUGUUGAGGGAGAUGUUGUUAUCGAUGGUGCUGUUCAACCUCCGGUCCAGCCGAGAACUACUUUCGACAUGGACGCGUUUGACAGAGCAGUCUUUUCCGCCCAAGGUACUCCGGUGCCGGGGCUCGCCAACGAUGCUGAGAGCGAACCAAUCUUAUCAACAACCACAGAUGAACCAGUGAUCGUGGAAGCAGGGGAUAUAUCAGUUGAAAUGGCUGAUGCUAAUGCUCCUCUGUCAUCUCAGGCUUUUCCUGAAGCAGUUGCAUCGCAGAGUGUUGAUCAUCCUAAUAGAGGAGAAGUAUCGGUUGCUCCUGAGUCACAGGGGCAGGUUAUCGUACAAGGGGAACCGGAACCUCCUCGUGAGCCAACUCCUGAAUAUAUCUACGACCCUAAUCUUACAGAUGUAGUAAGUGAAGAGUUCCUGGACAUUACAGGAGGCAUGUCGGUGGAGGAGUUGGAGCAGGUAAAUUCGGCCUGUAUCGGUGUGAUCUGGAGAAUGAGAACGCAUUGGGACAGAGUGGAUGUUGCGAAGCAAGUUACGGAUGUCUUGGAGAAGGUGGUCUCUGAGAUCCGUGCUGCGAAGGAUGAAGGGAAUGGGAUGACACAAGAGUAA